This is a messenger RNA of Culex pipiens pallens (northern house mosquito), 2266 nucleotides long. RefSeq lists its product as uncharacterized. The record is from RefSeq and is a predicted model, not a curated record. The transcript has 4 exons. The coding region runs from base 145 to 2001 and encodes 618 amino acids. Lineage: Eukaryota; Metazoa; Arthropoda; Insecta; Diptera; Culicidae.
AAUGAGGGGCGACGAAGGUGCGGAGUGAUUCAGAAUUUCAGGUGCAAACACAAAUGCCAUUGAAUUCGGUCCUCGGUUUUUGUCGAUUUUUCGUUUAGUGUUUCGUUUUAAAGUAGUUUAAUUUACGCGCAGCGCGCACCCGCCAUGAAGCUGCACCUGUUGACAGUAUUAUUGGCCACGCUGGGGUUUGCGUCGGCCGCCCGGAAGUGUGUUAUUCCGAAGAUCCUUCAGGGCACCUGGUUCAGCUGGGAGUUUGGUGAGCCCACGGCCACGACCAUCGAUGCGCGGUCCUACGAGCGGCAGGGUCCGACGCAGGGACGCGUGUGGACCGAGUGUGUUGACAGCGAGAAGGUUGGCUCGAAUCAUACCUUCAUUCUGAAGGGUGCCGAUUGCUACUCCUGCGUGAAGGCGUUUCCCCGGACGCUGAACGUUUUCGAGAAGUUUGAGACGCCCUGCAUUACGCUGGACAGGAAUGAGCAGCCUACGAUUGAGCGAAUUUGUCGGACGCUGCGCAAGGACCAGCAGCUGAUCACGUUGUUCAACAAGAAUUUUCACCCGAUGAGCUGUCGUUCGUCGCUGGAAGGAGUGUGGCACUUUGCGUACCAGAACCGCUUCCGCUUCACCGGCGAGUGCGACAGUCCAGACGCGCGUAUCCAGUCCUGCCAGACGCCCGGGUCGCAGUUUUUGAUCCAGAACCAAAAGUUUAACAUAACGUAUCGGCAGUGCCAGGGAAUGGAUGGCACGUUCAACGGCGUGGUCGAGUACAGCUGCUUGGGCGAUUGGUUCAUUGGUAAGAAUCACUAUUUUGCCGUUGUGAACACCAAGGAGUCUCGAGAGGAUGAAAAGUAUAGGUGUUUCUUGAAGAAUCGUGACGAUGAUUUGUACAUUGGUGGGUCGAUCACGGCCGAGUGUAACACGCUCAAGACGGUGGAAAAGUCUCCGGAGCGGUACCGCGUUACACCGGUGAAGAGUGAGGUUGUGGAGCCGGGUUGUCGUUUCCCGCAGAAUUUCACCGGUGAUUGGAUCAAUACGGCCAACAUCGACGCUGAAGUCCAGGUCAACGAGACACAUAUUAUCGAGACGUACUACCCGGAUAGGGCUCGAUUCCGGAGGACGAUCUACGUUUGCAGGGAGCAGCGGGACAGUCGUAUCAUGACGGCUCGACUGACGGUGGAUGGUUGUCAGAAGGAUUACGUGUGCUUUGACUUUAUUCCGCGCCAUCACAACGUGAUUCGGUACCGCAAGGGAAUGGCCGUCAUCAAGGACGAUUUUAGCACCGUUUGCUCGUGGGUGCAGUUCCCGAACAGGGAAGAAUGGCGAUACGACUUGUUCUUGAACGCAAAACCGACGCCGGUGCGUUGUCCGGUGGCCGGAAAGUUUAACUUCACCCAGAAGGGAGAGUCACCGUUCAAGACUCGAAUUCUCGGCGGUGUGACGCUCAGUCCUCGGCCGGAUAUCCGCUGCAAGCAGAAUAUUUCCGAUUUCUCCGUUUGCGACACAGACCAGAAGGAGAUGGCAAUCGAUGCCAACUACUGCCUGUCGGUGGACCACCUGGGACGACCGGUUGACAUUUACAGCGAUCCGGAUUACCGCAUGAAGUGCAUUGGCUAUUGGCAGGAAAAUCUCAAGUCCUACCUGGUGACGUACGACGAUCUGGAUCCGCUGUCCAAGUACCGUUGCUGGGUUUAUCAGCGUGCCGAUUUGAACCGAGUGUUGAUGUCCCAGGCCACGGGCGCCUUUUGCGACGUCAGGCAGGAUGUAACGUCGUGGAAUUACACCGAAGGAGCCGUCGUCGCGCUGGACAUGGUCGAGUACGAACGUGAACGGGACCAGUGUCCGAUGCACUUUGACGACGGUGAAAACCCUUGGCAGGAGGGUGAGAACUACAUUACGGUCUUUCCCUGGUUGAUCUACCGAAGUGGAGUGCCAAGCAGCCUCGGCGGAACGAUGAACGCGUUCGUGGUGUCGCUGGCCGCGUUGCUACUCAAGUUGCUGUUUUAAGCGCGAGUAAAUUCUCAGAAAGCUUCAUAAAUCUCAUCAUUCCGUGUAAUAAAGAAACCGUCCAGGUAGCGUUGGGUGCAGCCGCCAUCCGUCCAAAUCUUUACGCCAACGUGCCUUUUCUAAGUAAGUGAAUCAGUGUCUUGCAAUUUAAGAUUGUUUAAUUUCUACAAACCUUCAUUUUUAACUGUAUUGUAAAGCAAAUUAAGACAAAUAGUUUAUAAAGUGCAUCGAGUAGGAAUAAAGAAAAUUACUUUUGAAAAAAGUG